Molecule: messenger RNA, 6827 nt
Organism: Notechis scutatus (mainland tiger snake)
Lineage: Eukaryota; Metazoa; Chordata; Lepidosauria; Squamata; Elapidae
Gene: SOCS6
Product: suppressor of cytokine signaling 6
Biological process (GO): phosphatidylinositol phosphate biosynthetic process; regulation of growth; protein ubiquitination
Cellular component (GO): phosphatidylinositol 3-kinase complex
Molecular function (GO): 1-phosphatidylinositol-3-kinase regulator activity
Source: RefSeq, a predicted model, not a curated record
GAGACGGCCGGCCUGGACUCCAGUCCUUUCAGCCCUGCGACGGCAGGCGCGUGUGAAGAAGCAGCUUUUCUCGUACGUGAACUGACGGCGGCGGUAGCGCCUUCGCUAUCCCCCCUCGCGCCCUUGCGGAGACGGAGGGCGCAGGAGGAGGACGAGGAGGCGGGGGGGAAACUGCAACGCCUGGAGCAGCAGCAGCGAGAGGAGGAGGAGGAGGAGGAAGUAGCGGCGACCGACGAGAAGGGAGCUUGGCGGAGGCGGAGCCGGCGCUUGAGCCCGGCCGGCCUGGACUCGGCUCAUUACGACGGCCGCCACCAGCAGCAGCAGCAGCGUUUGGCUGCCUUCGGAAAUGGCUCUUGCAAGUUAAUGAGUCUGGAUAAGACGCGUCAAUGUGGAAGCAUCGGCUUCGUAUUUUUUAGGGACAGAUCUCUGGUACACUCGAGAAUAAACAAAAUCCCUACCCGAAUUGCUGCAUUUCAUAAUGAAGAAAAUUAGUCUGAAGACCAUUCGUAAAUCUUUUAACUUAAAUAAAAGCAAAGAUGACAGUGACUUUGUUGUAGUUGCACAGCCAUCAUUAAAUGAUUUUGGAAAUGAUGACUCCUUGUUUGCUAGCUGUUAUGGUAAAGAUUUGGCUAGCUGUGACAUCAACAGCGAAGAUGAGAAAGGUGGCAAAAACAGAUCAAAGAGUGAAAGUUUAAUGGGUACAUUAAAAAGACGACUUUCAGCAAAACAGAAGCAAAAAGGUGGAAAGGGCAGCACGCCAUCCAUGAGCUCUGCUGAUGAAGAUACUUUUUCUUCUUCUUCUGCGCCAAUAACUUUCAAAGAUGUAAGAGCUCAACGACCUCUUCGGUCCACAUCCCUCCGAAACCACCACUAUAGUCCAACACCAUGGCCCCUCCGGCCGACAAACUCCGAAGAAACAUGUAUAAAAAUGGAAGUGAAAGUAAAGGCCUUGGUCCACUCUUCAAGCCCAAGCCCUGCACUGAAUGGUGUGCGCAAAGAUUUCCAUGACUUGCAGCCAGACAGCAGGUUCCAUGAACAAAACAGUGCAUUCAAAAGUACAGAAUCUCAGAAUGGAGAUUUGCAUCUUCAUAUUGAUGAACAUGUGCCUGUAGUUAUUGGACUUAUGCCUCAGGACUACAUUCAGUACACUGUGCCUUUAGAUGAGGGAAUGUAUCCUUUGGAAGGAUCACGUAGUUACUGUCUGGAUAGUUCCUCACCCAUGGAGGUUUCAACUGUUUCUUCUCAAAUGGGUAGUAGUACAUUUCAUGAAGAAGAGGGUUCAGUGAAUGAAGACGUAGUAGUUGCUCCGGAUAUCUUUGUGGACCAAGCAGUAAACGGUUUAUUGAUUGGUACAACAGGAAUCAUGUUGCAAAGUCCAAGAGUUAAUGAUGUUCCCCCACUCUCACCAUUGCUACCUCCAUUACAGAAUAAUCAAAUCCAAAGGAACUUUAACAGCCUGAAUGGCACAGAUGUCCAUGUGGCUGAAAGUAUGCGCUGCCAUUUGAAUUUUGAUCCUAACUCUGCACCAGGAGUUGCAAGAGUCUAUGAUUCUGUACAAAAUAGUGGCCCAAUGGUUGUAACAAGUCUUACAGAAGAACUUAAAAAAUUGGCAAAACAAGGAUGGUACUGGGGUCCAAUUACACGAUGGGAAGCAGAGGGAAAAUUAGCUAAUGUUCCUGACGGUUCAUUUCUUGUGCGAGACAGUUCUGACGACCGUUACCUUUUGAGUCUGAGUUUCCGUUCUCAUGGUAAAACACUUCAUACUAGAAUUGAGCAUUCAAAUGGUAGGUUUAGCUUUUAUGAACAACCCGAUGUGGAAGGACAUACUUCUAUAGUUGAUCUAAUUGAACACUCGAUUAGGGACUCUGAAAAUGGUGCAUUUUGCUAUUCGAGAUCUCGAUUACCUGGAUCUACAACUUACCCAGUGAGACUGACCAAUCCAGUAUCUCGUUUCAUGCAAGUGCGCUCCUUGCAGUACCUGUGUCGCUUUGUUAUACGUCAGUAUACCAGAAUAGAUCUGAUUCAGAAACUGCCUUUGCCAAACAAAAUGAAGGAUUAUUUACAAGAAAAGCACUACUGAAGGCUUAUGGAAAAUUUGCAGCUUGCACUUUGGGAAUAAUAACAACAACAAAAAUAAAUAAAAGAGUGGUUGAUACACAGUUUACAAACUUAAUUAUUACUAGUUUUGUUUUUGUUUUUGCCGCCAUAAUUUCAUUUUUGUGCAUAAAGAAGAGUAAUGCAUUUUGAAUUUAAUGGAUAUUUGGAGUUUCUUUUUUAAAACAAUGGUCUCAAAAGGUUUUUUUUAGAAGAGUAAAAUAACUAUCUUUCAUUCAGUGUGCAAAAUAAUCACAAUGUGAAUGAUAAAUAUUGUCCUUAAAUUCCCUAUCUCCUUUGCUGCUAAUCCACUGUGAUUUUUUAUGCAUUUGAAGCACAUUUCAUGUGUUUUCAACCAUAAGUAAAAAAAAAAUAUUGAAACUUGAUGGGAUAUAUUUUUUCGUUUUCAAAUAGUCUUUUUUUUUGUUCUGUUCUUAAUUUAAAAAAAGUUUGGGGUAAAAUAUUCUAGUGUACCGAACUUGGAUACAUGCUUAAAACAAUUCCCUAAUAUCUAAUUAAAAACAAAUAACUGUAGGUUGGAGGCAAUAUGUGAUCCAAUACAGUUGUGCAUCGUACAUUUUGAAAGUUUCCUUUCUCCUAAGCAGUUCCAUUAUUGCAGAUGUUGCUUUGUUUUGUUCAUUCUUAAGCAUUUUUAAAUUUGAAAAUAGCCUUUGAAAAAUAUCUGUAAAAUGAAUACUGGAAGUCAUCAAUAAUAUUCACACAAAAGCUAAACAUUUAAAAAUAUUUGAAGGGAUUAUAGAAAUCUGAUUUAAAUAAAACUUCAGGGAAUUUCAAAACUGAGAUUUGUCUCAACUGAAAUUUUUAAAAAUUAUGUAGCAUUGAAUUUAAAAAUACAGGUAAUUCUCAACUUACAACCAAUUUGUUAAGCAGCCUUUUGAAGUUACGACCCUGAAAAUCCUGACUUAUAACUGGUCCUUGACGUUAGUACCACCGUAGCAUCCCCAUGGUCACAUGAUCAAAAUUCGGUUGUUUGGCAUGUAUUCACGACAGUUGGAGCAUCCUGGGGUCAUGUGAACACCAUUUGUGACCCACCCAGCUAGCUUUUGACAAGAAAAGUCAUGGGGGAAGCCAGAUUCAGUUAAUGACCACAUGGUUCACUUAACUGCAGUGAUUCUCUUAAUAACCGUUGCAAAAAAGAUAAUGACAUUGGGCAGAACCUUGCUUAGUAACAGAAAUUCUGAUUCCAAUUGUGGUCGUAAGUCGAGGACGAGCUGUAUCCUGUAAUUACUGCAACAAUUGGAUCUUAAAUAGCUCAACGGGAAUUUAAAUUCCAUUAAUUUUCUUGGAUGAGGUAACCACAUGUAUAAUCUUUUCCCAUGGAAAAUGAUAAGAUUAAGAAGUACUUAACUUUGAUAGAAUAUGGCCUCAGUUUUAAAUGUGCUUUCCUGUAUUGUUCAGUAUUAAUUUGCCAUCAUUAUAAUUUAGUUUAAUUGGCAAGUGAACAGAACCUAAAUUAACCCCCAAAUAUUCUUUAAAUAAAAAUGCACGUUUUAAAAUUGAAGACAGUGACAUUAAGUAGCAAAAUAGUCACCAUAGGAAAUACUCAAGUGCAUUACCACUUUCAUUUCUACAAAUUCUUAUUUGAAAAAAAGGAAAAUCCAUACAAUUUUGGAUACUUGUAACGGGAUAAUCUGCCAGGAACAACAGGAUUUCCACAGCCUCAGUAUAUUGUUUUCUCUCACUUUAGUGGGGUCUGCAUAGGAGAAAUUUCCAAUGAAUUGGAAGGCCUAUAAAUGAGGCUGUUUUACAGCCUGGACCCAGUCUUGAUAAAUGCCUUCACCUCUUUUGAUGAAAAAUUGGGGAAAGUUGAUGUUAAUUGGCUCCACUGCCUUCAGUAGGCUUUAAGUCUGAUGGUGUUGUUUUGUGUAUGUUUUUGUAGGGAAAAAAAUGCCAAUAGGUUUAUAAAGAAAUUACAGUCUGUUUAAAAAUAUUUGUGGUCAAAAGACUAUUUCUGCAAAUUGUUCCAUGAUGAACAUUAUACUGUGGAAGCAAAGUAUUCUUAUGUUUAUAAGAGUUUCUGUGAACCAAAAUCUUAAGUAGGAAACUGUAUUCUGAAAUUUCUGAAUAAAUUCAUGCAAUUUGAGAGUGUGGUUUUAAAGUUACAGAAAUUAGUUUGUGCCACUGCGAUGUGACUUUCUUUUGUUUGCAUUUUUCUCAUUUGAAUACUGAUGAUUAUUUUGCUGAUUAUUAAAACAUUUAAAGGGUGAUGAAAUUUUGAGAAAUCUUUAUUUUGGGGUAUACUCUUGCUUCUUCUACCUGUUUUGUGUUUUUUUCUGAAUGAAUUUAUACUAUUAAUAUAUGAAGGUGCUGCAGUGGCCUGACAUCUUGGGUUGUGUGAGUCAAUAUGCUAAAUUUCUAUUUUUUAAAAAAAACUAUUUUUAGAUCAGACUGUUUAAGAGAGUAUCAGAGACAAAGUCUGUCUUGCUUUGGGAUAUAGAUGGGGAAAACAGCUCUCUUACCAAGUUACAGAAUAAUAGAUUUUGAAAAACAAAUUAUAUAAAGAGAGAUGUUCUUAAAUUCCUGGGCAAAUUUUUUCUAUAUAUGUGUGUAUCUUGUCUUUGCCAUUCUGAUAUUUAUGCAAAAUCUUCAUUUUUGUUUCUUAAUUUUUACUCCCAAGCAAGAUUACAAAUUUUAUAUAUAAAAGGCACAAUGAUAUAUGAUGGUACCAUGUUUCGCCUAAUGAAGAAAAGGAUUUUUUUUUCUACAGUAGGAAAGUACAUGUUAGAGUAAAAUCCUUGUCUCUAGGAUACGUCAAAUAAAGGACUGUUUAGUUAGUGGUAGAUGAAGAAAGUUCUCUGGAGUAACUAAUGUAUAUUAUGACAAAAAGUUUUUGAAGUCCCAGUGUUUAAUGAAGAAUGAUUUGAGGGACUAUGAUGGUAUUACAAUUCCAUAUUUAGAUUUUUAAUAGCCCAAUCAUAUUUCCGGCUAUAUGGUAGACACUGAACCUGCUGCUACAUUGGUUGCCAUCUUUUUAUAUCUUCAGUUCAUUAAAAUUUAAAAUACGUUCUUGUAUUGCAUGCCUAGUCGUAUCCCUCACAGAACAAACAAGUUUUUUUUUUCAUUACAUAGAACUAGGAAAGACACCAUAUAUUAACAAAUGGCCAUGUGAAUGAGAAAGUCCUUCUUUAGUAUCCUCUGUAACCUGUCUGCCCAUCAUUUUCCAGAGAGCCAGACUACAGCCAAUGUCAUGCACGAAUCCCUCAUUCACUGAACAAUAACAAAUAAAACCAACAGCAGGAAUGAGCCUUGAGCCAUCUGCAUUUGGCUCAGGGAAUAUUGUACAUCAGUAGGAGCAGAUCUAUUUUGUUCUUCCAAGCUGAUGAAGAGACAACCUAGCAAAGGCAAUACUAUCGUUGUUUUCUGCUUUGGUUGGCUAGGGCAGCAAUUGGUUAGGUAGAAGGUUGAGAAACACUUGAGAAGUAAAUCCACUUAGGUCUUCUAGGCAGCAGCUCUUUAAGGUAUAAGACAAACAGCUAGUGAUAAUUGCUUUGAACAUCCUAAUCUUCAUUGUGCCAGUUAAGACCUCUACUGUAUCUCUCUGUGUGCGUCAAUAAGUGGUAUGGAACAGAACAGAAAAACAUUUGAAAGGGACCUUGGAGAUCUUCUAGCCCAACCCCCUACUCAAGCAGGAGACCCUAUACUAUCUUAAACAAAUUGUUAUCCAGUCUCUUCUUAAAUUGCAUAUUAGAUUUUUAAAAAGAAUGGAAAAUUCUGCAAUGACUUUUGAUUGAAAAUUUCAUCCCAAAUUUAUUGUGAGUUGCCUUCUGUUGCUUGUUUAGCCAUUGUAGAAAGCGCGUAUCUUUUGCCGUGCAUAAUUAUACGUUGCUUUCUGUUCUUCUAUCUAUUUCUGUUAGUGAGUGCUCCCUCAUCCAGUGUGACAAUUCAGAACAACUACUGAAACAUGGAAAUACCAGUUUACAAAAAGUGCUGCAACGAAAUGGUAUUUUUCUGUCAAAUAUUACAUCGCUUGAGCAAAUGCGCUGCUCAUGGUGGAGAUCACAUAGGCUGUUACGUGUUUAUAUUUAGUAAAUUUUAAGAAGAAAUGUUUAUAUAUAAGAAAAUGGGCAGCCUCAAGAUGGAAAACCUUAGUUGCCUAACAUUUCUUGUAACAAUGAGAAAUUUAGAUUCUAUGAAAGUUUUUAUACUAUUGAAAUGUUGAGAGAAGAAACAAGUCCAUUCUGACAGUAUUGAUGUAAACUUAAAUUUGAUUAAUUAAAAAAAUACCAUAACCUGCAUGUUAGUCUAGUUUAAGUUAAUAAAUGCAAUUGGAAAACAUUAGUAACGUAAUUUUUUUUAAAAAAGGUUACAGCAUAUUAGCAAAAAAAUAAAAAAAUCACUAUUACAAAGUUAAUCAUAAAAAUAAGACAAUAAUAAAAGUUGCUUUUAUGGUGGCAUUUCUCUAUUCAACAAACAAAAACAUUACGAGAACUACAGUAAAAAAAAAGAGUCUAAAGUGAUUGAUUUUUGUAGAUUGUGAGAGAAGUAAACAGCCAAGUCAGCCUACAUGCACACUUGGGUAGAAGAAUUCAGAUUGAUUUCAAAAAUAAGAGAAUCCUUCUUUAAAAAUUAACCAAAUUUUUAAUAGAUUAAACUGUUGGAAACAACAGAUAUUUUCAGUAUUGCUGAGAUGCAUCUGUCUUAUCCUAGUUAUCUUUAAUAAGUUAGAAAAUAAUAUUGAAUUAAAAAGUGAGCACCAUAGUCUCAAAGGGAUA